Molecule: messenger RNA, 1649 nt
Organism: Peromyscus californicus insignis
Lineage: Eukaryota; Metazoa; Chordata; Mammalia; Rodentia; Cricetidae
Gene: Necab2
Product: N-terminal EF-hand calcium binding protein 2
Exons: 13
Coding region: 1-1170 (389 amino acids)
Biological process (GO): regulation of amyloid precursor protein biosynthetic process
Cellular component (GO): cytoplasm
Molecular function (GO): calcium ion binding
Source: RefSeq, a predicted model, not a curated record
AUGUGCGAGCGGGCGGCGCGCCUGUGCAGGGCCGGCGCGCACAGGCUGCUCCGGGAGCCGCCGCCGCAGGGCCGCGCGCUGGGCGGGCUGCUGCGCUGGGUGGGCGCCAGGAUGGGCGAGCCCCGCGCACCGCUCGUCCCUGACAUUCCCAUCGCAGACCCCGACCCCGGGCCCGCCGCGCCGCGCGGGGGCACGGCCGUCAUCCUGGACAUUUUCCGCCGUGCGGAUAAAAAUGAUGACGGGAAGCUGUCCCUGGAGGAAUUUCAACUCUUCUUCGCAGAUGGUGUCCUCAAUGAGAAGGAGCUGGAGGACCUCUUCCAUACCAUUGACUCAGACAAUACCAACCAUGUGGACACCAAGGAACUGUGUGAUUACUUUGUGGACCACAUGGGAGACUAUGAGGAUGUCCUGGCCUCCCUGGAGACCUUGAACCACUCGGUCCUGAAAGCCAUGGGCUACACCAAGAAGGUUUAUGAAGGUGGGAGCAAUGUGGACCAGUUUGUGACCCGCUUCCUUCUGAAGGAGACAGCCAAUCAGAUCCAGUCGCUGCUCAGCUCCGUGGAAAGUGCUGUGGAAGCCAUUGAGGAACAGACCAGCCAGAUCCGACAGGACCACUGCAGACCCAGCCACGGCGUCACCGAGAGCCACUAUGGAGGCCCAAGUCCUCCCUACAUCCCCAACCACAAGCUCAUGGCCCCGGAGCCCGGGAAGAGCCUGCCUGUGGCCACAGGGGAGCCAAAGGAGGAGGGGCUGGAGGGCCAGAUUAGCCGGUUGGCAGAGCUGAUUGGGAGACUGGAGAGCAAGACCCUCUGGUUUGACCUGCAGCAACGCCUCUCAGAUGAAGAAGGCACGGACAUGCACCUGCAGUUGGUCCGGCAAGAGAUGGCCGUGUGCCCUGAGCAGCUGAGCGAAUUCUUGGACUCCUUGCGACAGUAUCUCCGGGGCACGGCUGGAGAAAGGAACUGUUUCCACAUCGCCGCGGUGAGGAUGGCAGAUGGCCUCACCUUUGUCAUCUAUGAGUUCUGGGAGACGGAGGAGGAGUGGAAGAGGCACCUACAGAGUCCUGUGUGCAAGGCCUUCCGACACGUCAAGGUGGACACUCUGAGCCAGCCUGAGGCACUCUCCCAGAUCUCCGUGCCAGCUGCCUGGUGCACUUCAGGCCGAGACUGACUCCUCCUGAGGCCAUGCUAAGGAGCCUAGUGUCCCCCCCUCUUGUAAAGGACAAUACCCCUUUUCUAGAGACUUUGGUACACAGCUGUCUUUUCAAUAUACUAAUAGAAGGAUGUGUACUUCCCCCUGCUCUGACACAGAGGAGGCCCCUCCCCUGGCAUCCCACACCUGACUUGACCUGGCAGAGUGUACUGCUGGGGUGCUGGUGAGGCCAAGGUUAGCCGGGAUGGCUUCCCAGGCCAGCCUUCAACCAACAGCUUCCCGCCCCAGCCUGCCUCUGGCCUCCCUGGCUCCUAACGGCUGAGGCCAAGCAGGACCCACCUCGGAUGGAUAGGCCUCUUUCUCUACUCCCCUCCUCCUUGAAGGCCCUCUACCUGGUAGGAGCUGUGACCCUGUAGUACCCAAAGUAGGCUUGGGUAGAGCCCAGGUCCCCAGCACCAUGCUAGGCCCACAGCCACCAAAUAAAGUCUGGUUAGGAA